AUGAUGACUAUGGAUACCGACCAAGCUGUUCAAUAUUUGGACAGGUUAAUUGGUCGGCAGCUACGGGUCCACACGACUGACAGCCGCAUGUUUGUUGGCAUCUUUAAAUGUACUGAUGCGGAGCGAAACAUCAUCCUUGCCAACUCCCUUGAAUAUCGUCUUCCUACUCCUUCCGCUAUCCAAGCAGCCGCCGACUCAUGGGAAAAGAAUUCCGGCGCACCGAGCGCCACGAUCAAAGUCAACAUGACACACCGGCUUAUUGGACUCAUCGUGGUGCCAGGUCGUCACAUUACGAAGAUAGAGCUGGAAUAG
This is a messenger RNA of Penicillium pulvis, 312 nucleotides long. Its product is annotated as LSM domain-containing protein. The record is from RefSeq and is a predicted model, not a curated record. Lineage: Eukaryota; Fungi; Ascomycota; Eurotiomycetes; Eurotiales; Aspergillaceae. The transcript is spliced from 2 exons. Bases 1 to 312 code for a protein of 103 amino acids. Gene Ontology annotation, cellular component: NatC complex.